Prunus avium (sweet cherry) is the source of this 2520-nucleotide messenger RNA. NCBI's taxonomy places the organism in Eukaryota, Viridiplantae, Streptophyta, Magnoliopsida, Rosales, Rosaceae. The record is from RefSeq and is a predicted model, not a curated record.
AGGGUUGAUAAUAGAACGCCCCCUUCCUAGUCCUACUCUCUCUCUCUCUCUCUCCUGUUCUCAACACAACUCUGUUCUGACGUCAGACUCACGCACUCAACGCUUUCCUUAUUCAACUCCCUCUCUCCUCUCGGUCUCCUUCUUCUUCUGUAGUUUUGCUUUAAAAAUAUUUUUAUCUAAAUACCCAACGCAAGGCAGUCAGACAGGUAGAUAGAUAUAAUAGAGAGAGAGAAAAGGGUGGAGAAAAAUAUCUUUUUUAUUUUGAUCAAUUAGUAACUUAAAACCGGCGAAUUACCCUGUGAUUCUCCGAUUUCCUGUUCAAUUUUGCACCGACUCUCCUCGCUUUCUCGCCAGCCAAACACUCCUCCCGCCCUUAGGGUUUGUUUGGGACUAUGGACUCCGAGGACGAUAUGCACGACGCCAACGACGUCGAGUCCAUGGAUGACGACGAGGGCUUUUACAGCGACGAGAUGGGCAUGGACUACUACGGCAGCGACGACGACGUCGAUGUCGAUUUCGGCGAGGAUAAUGAGGGAAUCAAGAGGAUCGAGGCUAGUCGAGCUGAGAAUAAUUUUAUCAUCUUGGAGGAAUCAGAUAUAAAGCAGCGUCAGGAAGAAGAUAUUACAAGUGUAUCUACUGUGCUUUCCAUAUCAAGAGCUGCUUCAAGCAUUUUACUUCGUUACUAUAAUUGGAGUGUUAGUGAAGUGCAUGAAGCAUGGUUUGCUGAUGAAGAUAAAGUGCGAAAAACUUUUGGCUUGUUAAAGAAGCCAGUGGUUCAGCUCCCCAGUUCAAGAGAACUUACCUGUGGGAUCUGUUUCGAAGCCUUUCACCGCGGUAGCAUCAGAUCAGCUGCUUGUGGUCAUCCUUUCUGUUGUGCAUGCUGGGAAGGCUACAUUAGAACAUCCAUUAGUGAUGGUCCUGGAUGUUUAAUACUGAGAUGUCCUGAUCCAUCUUGUGGUGCUGCUGUCGGUCAAGACAUGAUCGCUAUGUUGGUUUCUGAUGAAGAUAACCGGAAGUACUCUCGGUAUCUUCUUCGGUCUUAUAUAGAAGACAACAAGAAGACCAAGUGGUGUCCUGCUCCGGGUUGUGAAUAUGCUGUUAAUUUUGUUGGUGAUGAUGAAAAUUAUGAUGUUUCUUGCCUCUGCUCCUAUGGCUUUUGCUGGAAUUGUACUGAGGAAGCUCAUCGUCCUGUGGACUGUAGCACUGUGUCAAAAUGGAUUAUGAAGAACAGUGCUGAGUCUGAAAACAUGAACUGGAUACUAGCCAAUUCCAAGCCAUGUCCAAAGUGUAAGCGACCUAUUGAAAAAAACCAAGGAUGCAUGCACAUGACGUGCACACCACCUUGCAAAUUUGAAUUUUGCUGGCUGUGCCUUGGUGCAUGGUCAGAUCAUGGCGAGAGGACAGGUGGUUUCUAUGCUUGUAACCGCUAUGAAGCAGCUAAGCAAGAGGGAGUUUAUGAUGAAACUGAGAGAAGAAGAGAAAUGGCGAAGAAUUCUCUGGAGAGAUACACUCAUUAUUAUGAACGUUGGGCUAGCAAUCAAUUGUCGAGGCAAAAAGCUCUUGCGGAUUUGCAUCAAAUGCGUACUGUGCAUAUGGAGAAGCUUAGUGACAUACAGCGCGAACCUGAGUCUCAGCUCAAGUUCAUAACUGAUGCCUGGCAGCAGAUUGUUGAGUGUAGGAGAGUGCUGAAAUGGACUUAUGCUUAUGGGUAUUACCUGCCUGAGCAUGAGCAUGCAAAGAGGCAAUUUUUUGAGUACUUGCAAGGUGAGGCAGAAUCUGGUUUGGAAAGGCUUCAUCAGUGUGCAGAGAAGGAGCUACAGCAAUUCCUCAGUGCGGAUGGCCCAUCGAAAGAAUUUAUUGAUUUCCACACAAAGCUAGCUGGACUGACCGGUGUGGCUCUGUUUCUGUAUUGCACUGCUUGUUGACUCUCACGGACACUGCCAGACGCCAGGCAGUGCGAAGGCCUCAUAGUACACACUUGAUAUUUCCUGUGUAUGUUUGUGUAUAUAUAUGUGUGUGUGUGUGUGUGUGUGUGUGUGUGUGUGAAGUUUCCUUGAUCACUUCCAAGUUUGCUUUUACCACUGAAUGCAAAAUGACAAGUAAAGAAAAUGCAGUGAAGGAAAAUAGAGUCAAUGGUUCGUUAGUAUAGGAACUGCAAAGAAAACAAGUCUCCAUUUGGGGGAUGAGAAAAGGACAGGAGUAAGCGUGGAAGAACGUAUUUUACUGACUUGACCUUAAAAGUGCACAUUCUUUUUGGCUGUAAGCCUGUGAUUACAAAAUAGUAAAUGAGGUUAUUUAUCAAGUAUUAAUUUGUGGGAUUUUUAGUUUUCUAGUUAGAAUUGAUCUGUAAUUGUGUUGCAUCAUUAACAUUCUAGCAAUGUGUGAUUAAGUUAUACUAGGAAUGUUUCACAGGCGCACUCAUCCAUAUACCCUUUUCUUGUGAUGUGUAAUUACCAGUCUGGGCCUUCGAGUCAGUUGAGUUCAAUGCAUUGCCUGAUUGAAUCUUCUUAUCCAUUUGCU